Molecule: messenger RNA, 2433 nt
Organism: Durotheca rogersii
Lineage: Eukaryota; Fungi; Ascomycota; Sordariomycetes; Xylariales; Xylariaceae
Exons: 2
Coding region: 1-2433 (810 amino acids)
Biological process (GO): regulation of DNA-templated transcription
Molecular function (GO): DNA-binding transcription factor activity, RNA polymerase II-specific; zinc ion binding
Source: RefSeq, a predicted model, not a curated record
AUGGCCAUGUCAAGGCGCACCCAACCCAAACCAAACCGGAGGAAGCUCCGAAAGGGGACUCAUAGCUGCUGGGAAUGCAAGAGGCGGAAGAUGAAGUGCAUAUUCAACGCGGUCACCGAUGCCGCCUGUAACGGCUGUCUGCGACGGGGCUCUGAAUGCGUCAGCCAGGAGUUCCCCGAGGGUACCUCGCUCGCCCUAAACGGGACUUCCAAGAUGCGUCGUCGCCUUGCCGGGGUUGAAACACGAAUCAAUAAUCAGUUGACGCCGCACGCUGAUGUGUACGGAGCCGAUUAUCCGAGAAGAACGCCCACACCAUCUGACGAAGACGGUGGGUUAGUAGACGAUGGUGUUCCCGCACCGACGGAGGCGAGUUCCGGACCCCCACGGCGGGUAACCUACUCCAGAUCUUCCAAUUAUCGUACCUCCAUGCAUGACACCAUACCCGGUGAUCGUCGGUUGUUCGAGACUCAAUCUACUACUGAUAUGACAGUCUCAAAUGGCAAAUGUGGGAAGCUUUCUCGGCUUCUGUACGAAUCGUUACCCUCGCGAGAAGAUACGCACAAGAUAUGCGAAGCUAUUCGGCGUCCUUCUGUCCUCAUCCACGAAACACUAACCAUCCCGUAUACUAUCCUCGGCCAGACUGGCCUGAAGACGCCCGAAAGCUUGCUAGAAUUUCCUGGGCCUGAUUCGCACCCUAUCCUCAUCGCUAGACAUAUGCUUAGGCUUGCAGCAUUCUUACUGCGUCUUCACCCUGACAUCCACGAAGAGAUCAAAGGACUGUCGGAAUCGCCACGAGACAUGAUGGAACGAUUAGCAGACCUCGCCAUUAAUCUCGUCACCACGAAUGAUGAACUUCUCGGCAGCAUUGAGAGUCUUGAGUGCAUCAUGACCGAGAGUAUGUAUCAAAUCAAUAACGGAAAUCUCCGACGGAGCUGGAUCGCCGGCCGGAGAGCUAUGAGCAUCGCACAACUAAUGGGUCUCAACCGGUCGGAUAAUCGGGCUCAGUAUAUUGUGCUCGAUCCUCAGACAAAAUAUGAUCCGCAACUUAUGUGGUUCCGAAUCGUCUUCCUCGAUCGCAAUCUAUGCCUAAUGUUGGGCCUCCCCCAAGGAUGCCUCGAUCGCAGCAUGGCAUCCGAAGCGAUGCUCGCAAACGAUACUCGCAUUGGGCGUCUCGAGCGGAUACACUGUGUCGUCGCCUCUGGAAUCCUAGAGCGUAACAACGAAUCUGACCCAGGCUCGGAUGGUCUCGCCCUAACAAAAACCCUAGACCUCGAGUUGCAGAGAGCAGCCAGGCGUCUCCCAAGCAAGUGGUGGCUAACACCGACCCUAGACACCGCUUCGACCAACAGCCAGACUCUGUUUUGGGACACGCGGCGACUGUUUACCCAGGUACUCCAUUUUAACCUCCUCAAUCAACUCCAUCUGCCUUACAUGCUUCGCUCUUCGUCAGCUGAACGUAAAUAUGACUAUUCUCGAAUCACCUGCGUUAACGCCUCCCGUGAGAUCCUCUCGCGGUUCAUCGCACUACGCAGUUUCAAUAGGAUCGCUUACAGCUGCCGCACAAUCGACUUUUACGCCAUCAUGGCCGGCAUAACCUUGCUGCUGGCCCACUUAGACAGCCACCGCUCAGGCCCAGAGAACCUCUUAGCCCACCAGUAUCUCGGUGAUCGCGCUAUGGUCGAACGAGUGCAGGAGAAUAUGGCAGAGGUAAACCGCAUCAGUUCCGACGCGCUCAGCGCUCAGAGUGCCGAUUUGCUUGGCCGACUAUUAGCUAUCCAGUUUGAGACGACGGAUGGUUACUCCUCCGGUGCUAGGAAAGUGAGUGUGGAGGAGGCAGGGUCCAAAAUGGUGGUGCCGGGUCAGGACGAUAAUACCACGGUCAGCGUCCAUAUUCCUUACUUCGGUAUAAUCAAGAUUGCUCGCGAGGGCAUGAGCAAAGAGAUACCAAAACUACGGACCACACCAACGGCCACUCGUCCCGCUCAGUCACAGGCAGAAGGUAGGUCUUGCGCGGUCAGCCUAGAAACCCCCGAGGUAGAAUGCCGGACAUCCACGCCUAGGAACGACUGGUCCAGUAAAGACACAGACGCCGGAGUUACUAUACCUCUUGGCGCCACGAACGGCCGCGUCGAGACACCGUCAAUGAUGGCCCUAGAGGUGCCAGACACAUCCACAAAGACGCAGACACGGCCCGCGGCGAUUUCGGGCUCGGUUAUUGUAACGGAUAAUAUAGCUACAGAUUUUCCAUCGCUGCUACAAGAUAGCCGAUCCAAUACUCUCUUGCCAUAUUGUGAUUAUCCCGGGCUGGCUGCGGGGGGCGAAGACUGGGCAUUCCAGGGCGUCGAUAUGGCUUUCUUCGAGAGCCUAAUGAGGAGCGUGGACAAUGAGGGAAACGAGGACGCGGAGCGGACUACGUGUCCAGGGUGGGCAUAA